Penicillium diatomitis is the source of this 1065-nucleotide messenger RNA. RefSeq names its product mitochondrial ATPase complex subunit ATP10. Gene Ontology annotation, cellular component: mitochondrial inner membrane. The record is from RefSeq and is a predicted model, not a curated record. Lineage: Eukaryota; Fungi; Ascomycota; Eurotiomycetes; Eurotiales; Aspergillaceae. Gene Ontology annotation, biological process: mitochondrial proton-transporting ATP synthase complex assembly. Bases 1 to 1065 code for a protein of 354 amino acids. The transcript has 2 exons.
AUGUGGAAUUCGCGGUUCCAUACAGUUCUCAACGCAGGCUGGAAGUUUGCCAGUGUUUGCCAGCCCCCGAUCAACCAGCUUCGAAGCACUGCAGUCCCCACCGGCACGAAAACACAAAGGUUACGCCAGUAUGCCACAACGAGUCACACGCAAGACACCAAUAGAAAGGAUAAUGGGGAUGCCGUGAUGGUGUCUUCGCCGGUGCAAAGACAGGCGCAAGCGUUGCGACGUGGCGUACAGUUCCAGCAGAAUCAAGACAUGAAGCCUCAGCCCGGCGAUAAGGACUUCAAGCCUCCGAUGCUUGAUCGCCCGAUUGGGACCAAUACACCUCCGAUGGCCGGCGAGAAUACGGGAGUAGACCUGCGGUCACUGAAGCAAAGGCGGGAUGACUUUGUGAACUACGACCGGCACCUGGAGCGAAGAAAGGAAUUAACACGACAGGUCGCGAAGCCCUAUUUUAGGGAAUGGUCAAACUUGCGGUUCCUAGAGGGCAAAACGUUCGUUUCGAACCCUCGGCUCUUCAAAGGCGACAAAGCUUUGUACUUCCCCAACAUGUCCGGAAUCACGCUGGCCGAACAGAAGGAUCGUCAAGAUACAACCCCAGUUUUGCAAGGCAAGAUCAGUGUCGUCAAGCUUUUUUCCAGUGUGUGGGCAGAGACGCAAGUCGGCUCCUUUACGGGCCCGACUCAAAAUCCACAUCUAACGGAACUGCUUGCCAACAAUCCACAGUUUGCGCAAAUGGUCGAUAUCAACUUGGAAGAAAAUCGUAUGAAGGCGACUCUGGUGAAAAUGUUCAUGUGGAGCAUGCGCCGCAAGUUGCCCGAGCAGCAGCACCCUCGGUAUUUCCUCGUGCAGAAAGGAUUUACCGAAUCCCUCAAGGAGGCUGUAGGCAUGAUGAACUCCAAGGUUGGCUACGUCUACCUGGUGGACUCAGAGUGUCGCAUCCGCUGGGCGGGUAGUGGUAACGCUGAGCCCGCGGAGAUGGAAACGCUCAAUGUCGGCCUACAAAAGCUGAUUACAGAGAGAAAAGCCAUCUUCGAGGCUGAGGGUGUUAACCGCAAAUAA